Ipomoea triloba (trilobed morning glory) is the source of this 1017-nucleotide messenger RNA. Its product is annotated as protein FAR-RED IMPAIRED RESPONSE 1-like. The record is from RefSeq and is a predicted model, not a curated record. NCBI's taxonomy places the organism in Eukaryota, Viridiplantae, Streptophyta, Magnoliopsida, Solanales, Convolvulaceae. The transcript is spliced from 3 exons. The coding region runs from base 1 to 1017 and encodes 338 amino acids.
AUGGCAGACAUGGAGGUGAUUUUGGAGCAAAUUUUUGGAGAAACGUCACUGGAAAACGCAGAGAGCCCUUCUAUGCAAGAUGAUGAAAACAUCAACGGUGACGCGCAUGUAGGUCAACAGUCCGACAAUGAAGAAAAUGGGGCAUACGAAUGUAUACCUGAUUGUGAUGAAAGUAUUAAACCCUUACUUGGGCAACGGUUUUCGACGUUAGACGAAGGUGUUGGGUACUACAAAGAAUAUGCCGCAUUUGUAGGUUUCGAUGUCCGGAGCAGCACAGUUAAGAAGAACCGACAUGGAGAUGUAGAACUGAAGUAUUUGCUCUGUUCAAGAGAGGGGUACACAGUGACAAAGGAACAAAGGUCAACAACCACAGGGGAGGCCAACGGAGCAAAUAUAAACACACGCCGACGUGUGUCAAACAGGGUUGGGUGUAUGGCUCGGUGUGCCCUGAAACGUCUAAAAGACGGGCAUUACGCAAUUAAUGUGUUGAUUGAAACUCAUAAACAUCGUUUAUGUGACAAAGAGGCAAAAAAGUUCCUCAAGAUAAACCGCAACUUGGGAAUCGGGCAUCAAGCAUUCAUAGCAGCAUGUGAAAAGGCUAACAUAGGGACUUCAAAAGCGUUUGAGCUAUACAACGUACUUGGCGGUGGUGUAGAUAGCGUUGGUGCUACAUGUAUUGACUUCAGGAAUUGCAGAAGGGAUGUUCAGGCGCAAGUACACGAUGCCGAUGCACAAUCAAUUAUAGAGAAGUACACGAAGAAAAAAACGUUGUUUGCUACAUACACGUUUGAUUACGACGUUGAUGCCGAGCAAAAACUGUGUAGAGUGUUUUGGUGUGACCCAAUAGCAAAGCAGAAUUACCUUCAGUUUGGGGAAAUGGUUUCAUUUGAUNGUGGCAAAGAUACCCGUGGCAAGCACUUGCCACCGCCCCUGGAAUUCAAGAUGGAGAUUAUAUUAUUUAAGGUAUAUGGCAAAGUAACCAUCACUAACGGGCACAUAGUUGAAGGUAAACAAUAG